CAGAUGUCAGCAAAGUAAAAAAUUCUUUGUUUAUCAAGAUUAUUGUGACUUCCACAACAAUUAAUUUUUUUAAUACAUUUUUUGACAACCUUUAGUGAAUCCAUUUCAUCAGACUCUUUGAUUGAAUUAUUUGUGAGUUUCAGUGCAAAGCAAAAAGAUUGAAGCAAUGUCAGGAUACAGAUAUACAGCUAAUUCUGCGAAUUUAUUUGAUGACGAUGAUAUCGAUGACGAAACAUUUUUGAAAAAUUCAUCACGAGCACGGCAAGAUCAACCAUUUAGUUAUCAGGAAAAAACAAGAGCUAUUGAGGAACGCACACUUGCGUCUUCAAAUCGAAGUUUGGGUCUUCUCUAUGAAACUGAAAAAGUUGGAGUUGCAACGGCUGAGGAGCUAACACGACAACGCGAACAAUUGGAAAAUACCAAUAAACAUCUAGAUGAUAUUAAUCAAACAUUGCGUUUCAGUCAAAAACAUUUGAACGGCUUAAAAAGUAUUUUUGGUGGUUUGAAAAACUACAUUGCUGGGCAAAGAGAUGAACAACCUCUUUCACAAGUAGCGCCAACACCAACAGUUGAUAAAAGAAACGUCCAAUCGUUUUCACAAUUACAUGGGACAAAUAUGCAGUCAGAAAGUAUUUUACAUCAGUCGCAAUCAACAAUUACUGGUACAGGUGGAAAUUUCAACAAACAAUUAGAUAAAAACUUAGACGAAAUGGCAGGAAGUUUAUCACGUCUAAAGGGGCUUGCAAUUGACUUGAAUCAAGAGAUUGACGAUCAAAACGAUUUAAUCGAAAAUAUUACGACUAAAGUAGAAAAUGUUGAUGCUAAGCUCGGUAGACAAAACAAAGAAAUUAAUCGUCUAUUGGGGAAGAAAUGAGUUUUUCGGAAAUAUAUCAAAUUUGCAGCCAAUUAGAGAUAAAAUUUAUUCAUCAAUAUUAUAUAUAUUAUUAUUAUUAUGUUUAUUUAUCGGAAUACAGUCUCAAAACUUCUAUAACAAAGAAAAAAAUUCCAGUAUCAUUUUACGCAACAAA
This is a messenger RNA of Contarinia nasturtii (swede midge), 1028 nucleotides long. RefSeq names its product synaptosomal-associated protein 29 (gene Snap29). Gene Ontology annotation, cellular component: SNARE complex; plasma membrane. The transcript is spliced from 4 exons. Gene Ontology annotation, molecular function: syntaxin binding; SNAP receptor activity. The record is from RefSeq and is a predicted model, not a curated record. Lineage: Eukaryota; Metazoa; Arthropoda; Insecta; Diptera; Cecidomyiidae. Bases 167 to 874 code for a protein of 235 amino acids. Gene Ontology annotation, biological process: exocytosis; synaptic vesicle priming; synaptic vesicle fusion to presynaptic active zone membrane.